GCAAUAAGUACUGUGAACAGUUUGACUUUGACGAGAUCAGCAACCUGCUGGGGAUGGAGAAAGGCUCCACAAUUCCUGGCAAAGAUGCUCACCAGGAGCAGCCCAAGUCCCGCUUCCUGCCACAUUUUCUACAAGGUGUUGACUGGCAGUAUCACAUUUGGAAGUGGGGGGUCAUUUUUACUGACAAUUCUUUCUUAUAUCUGCUGUGUUUCUGCCUGUUCUCCGUCCUUGGGAAUUUUAACUAUUUCUUCUUUGCCGCCCAUCUGUUGGAUUUAGCCAUUGGCAUUAAGGCUCUCAGCACCAUCCUGCAGUCAGUAACUCACAAUGGGAAGCAGUUGGUGCUCACGGUGAUGUUGACUAUCGUGGUUGUGUACGUGUAUACUGUGAUAGCGUUCAACUUCUUCCGUCAAUUCUACGCGAAAGAAGAGGAUGGAGAAAAGGAUUACAAGUGUCAGGACAUGUUGACGUGUUUCAUCUUCCACUUGUAUGUGGGGGUCCGUGCUGGAGGUGGCAUUGGUGAUGAGAUCGAGGCCCCAGAUGGCGACCCAUACGAAGUGUACCGUAUCCUGUUUGACAUCACUUUCUUCUUCUUUGUUAUUGUCAUUCUGCUGGCUAUCAUGCAAG
Messenger RNA from Lingula anatina, 624 nucleotides. Its product is annotated as ryanodine receptor. Lineage: Eukaryota; Metazoa; Brachiopoda; Lingulata; Lingulida; Lingulidae. Gene Ontology annotation, molecular function: protein binding; ryanodine-sensitive calcium-release channel activity; calcium ion binding. The record is from RefSeq and is a predicted model, not a curated record. Gene Ontology annotation, biological process: intracellular calcium ion homeostasis; release of sequestered calcium ion into cytosol by sarcoplasmic reticulum; striated muscle contraction. Gene Ontology annotation, cellular component: calcium channel complex; smooth endoplasmic reticulum; sarcoplasmic reticulum membrane.